Messenger RNA from Salarias fasciatus (jewelled blenny), 2208 nucleotides. RefSeq names its product arylsulfatase family, member J (gene arsj). NCBI's taxonomy places the organism in Eukaryota, Metazoa, Chordata, Actinopteri, Blenniiformes, Blenniidae. The transcript is spliced from 2 exons. The record is from RefSeq and is a predicted model, not a curated record. The coding region runs from base 1 to 1692 and encodes 563 amino acids. Gene Ontology annotation, molecular function: sulfuric ester hydrolase activity.
AUGCCGAUCGCGUGGGUCCCGCUGAGCCUCCUCCUCGGCUCCAUCGUCUCGCGGACGUGGAGCGCGCACACGUCGUGGGACGGCCGCAACUUCGGGAACGAGUUCGGGACGCGCAGCGCUCAGCCGCACAUCGUCUUCAUCCUGGUGGACGACCAGGGCUUCCGGGACGUGGGCUACCACGGCUCCGAGAUCAAGACCCCGACCCUGGACCGGCUGGCGGCGCAGGGCGUCAAGCUGGAGAAUUACUACGUGCAGCCGCUGUGCAGCCCGUCCCGGAGCCAGCUGAUGACCGGCAGGUAUCAGAUCCACACGGGCCUGCAGCACUCCAUCAUCCGGGCCACGCAGCCCAACUGCCUCCCGCUGGAGAACGUCACGCUGCCGCAGAAGCUGCAGCAGGCGGGUUACUCCACCCACAUGGUGGGGAAGUGGCACCUGGGCUUCUACAAGCGAGGCUGCCUGCCGACGCAGCGGGGGUUCGACACCUUCUUCGGCUCCCUGCUGGGCAGCGGGGACUACUACAGCCACUACAAGUGUGAGGGGCCCGGCAUGUGCGGCUACGACCUGUACGAAGGCGAGGAGGCGGCGUGGGAGCAGGACCGCGGGAUGUACUCCACCGUGAUGUUCACUCGCAAGGCCGUCGGCAUCCUGGCCAAUCACGACCCUCGCAGACAGCCGCUGUUCCUCUACCUGGCCUACCAGGCGGUCCACUCCCCCCUGCAGGCUCCGGCCCGCUACCUGGAACGCUACAAGGCCAUCCCCAACCCGCACCGCCGCAAGUACGCCGCCAUGGUGUCCUGCCUGGACGAAGCCGUGCACAACCUCACCCUGGCCCUGAAGCGCUACGGUUACUAUGACAACACGGUCAUCGUGUACUCCUCGGACAACGGGGGCCAGCCGCUGGCCGGGGGCAGCAACUGGCCCCUGAGGGGCAGCAAGGCCACCUACUGGGAGGGGGGCAUCAGGGCGGUGGGGUUUGUCCACAGCCCCCUGCUGGUGAACAAAGGAACCAAAUGCCGAUCUCUGGUCCACAUCACGGACUGGUUCCCCACGCUGGUCACUCUCGGGGAGGGAACUAUUGACGAGGACCUGAACUUGGACGGGUACGACGUCUGGGAGGCGAUCAGCGAAGGCCGCCCAUCCCCCCGCCAGGACAUCCUCCACAACAUCGACCCCAUCUACGUCAAGGCCAAGAACGGGUCCUGGAAGGCCGGGUACGGCCUGUGGAACACGGCGGUGCAGGCGGCGCUGCGGGUCGGCCACUGGAAGCUGCUGACCGGCGUGCCCGGGUACAGCGACUGGGUGCCGCCGCAGACCUUCUCCAACCAGCGGCUGACCAACCGCUGGCACAACGAGCGCGUCCGCUGGGACCGCGGCAAGUCCGUCUGGCUCUUCAACAUCAGCGCCGACCCGUACGAGCGGGCGGACCUGUCGCAGCGCUACCCGCACGUCGUCAAGAAGAUGCUGAUGCGGCUGGCCCAGUACAACCGGACGGCGGUGCCGGUGCGCUACCCCUCCAAAGACCUGCGGUCCAACCCCCUGUACAACGGGGGCGUGUGGGGGCCCUGGUUCAAAGACGAGAGGGAGCGGCAGGAGGAGGAGGAGCAGUACCGUAACCUGUUCGGCAACCAUCUGGGGAGAAGAAAAUGGAUAAAGAAACUGAGAAACAGGAAGUCCAAGAGGAAGACAGAAUAGAAACAUUUGUGAAAGACUAACUUUGCCUUUUCUCAGGGUCCGGCCGUCCCUCUCCAGGGUGGUCUUCUCAGAUGCCUUUAACCUGACUCCAGUGCAUACUGUAUGAAAGAAAACUGCAGAUGGGCCUUUCUCCAGAGAGAAUUAGGAAAAGAUCACUUGUUCAAACACUACUGCCAUGCCCAGACACAACGAAGACCUCAUGCUAGUGCGCCGAGCAUUUCAAGAAUGUUUAUUUUUCUAGAUUGUGUUGCAUGCUUGAACUGUUGUCACCUCUGGCUCGUUCUUGUAGAUUCAUGUUUCCCUUAGAGUUGGAAAUAAAUCCUCGUAGACAGUUGCCAUAAAUGGUUGGCGACAGAGAAGUAAAGUUCAGUAAUGUUGAUAGUUUUGUGGAAGCAGAUGUAGGGUCUGUGUGAUGUGUGAGUGGAUGUACGGCGGUUUUACAAGCACAGUCUCUCGGUACUGUAGAAGAAUAGACUGUUCUCUCUUUAAGACGCUGUCUGGUCGGGCACCGGGCCA